AGCGGAAGAAUUAGGCAGAAAGAAGAGCAUUUGUUAAUCUGGUGAAAAGAAAAAUAAUUUGAUUUUAGUGUGGCGGUAAUGGAAUCGGAAGAAGAAAAAGGCGGUGACGACGAGGAAGUGAUGAGCGAGGUUCACCUGGGUUGUCCACCCUCCUUCUCCGGGCCCUAUAUUUCUGUUUUCACCGUUUCUGGUAUCUUAGAUGUUGCUCGCAAUCUGGAAUUCGAUGCGGACGGUGACCUUCUUCUCCCUCGACGCACCACAAAUGCACCACAUUCACGUGACGGCCUCAGUGUGAAAAUCCAGCAUAACAUCACAUCGUCAAUUUCAAAUGUUGGUCUCCAGGUUUGGAAAGCUGAACUACUAUUGUCUGAUUUUAUAUUGCAUAGAGCAUCCUGUUCCUCUCAACUUCACGGAGUUACGGCAUUAGAACUUGGCGCUGGAACUGCCAAGCAUGGAGAUUGUGGCGCCUCCUACGCUAGCUCCGAAGCGGGUGUCUAUGCAUUCGUCUGGGCGAGAUUGAAGACCAACAUGCUGCCCAAUUUUCGAUUUCACCCUUCUCCUUCCUUCUUUCAAUUCCAAAUUCAAACAACCCUCUCCUUCCUUUUUAAGCUAUUCAAUCUACCACAAGCACCACACCUAGCUACCACCAAUCCAUCACACCUUUGUCGCCGCCGAAGCACUACAUAACCGCACCAUCACAAGUGUCGGUUUCUCUUUCGGUAUCAAGUCAUGUUCUCAGUUUCGAAACGACACCACUUUGUGGAGGUUGUCGACGAUGAAGCAUGAUGAUAUCAUUGCAAGUGUUCUAGAGAUGUUGGGUUUUGCAGAUAUGGUUUGUCCCUUGUGUUGGUUAUUGGGUUGUUGAGAUUUGGGUUGGGACUGUAAGUGAGAGUUUUAUCUGGUUUGAAUGUGCAUAUCUGAUUUGGAAAAGGAAAUUUACAGGUCUAAAGCUGAAAAAGGAAAAAGAAAAAGGGAAAGGGAAGGUCAUCAAAAAUAUUCUCCAUGGCAGUGUGCAGUAGUUGGAUAA
Molecule: messenger RNA, 1027 nt
Organism: Cajanus cajan (pigeon pea)
Lineage: Eukaryota; Viridiplantae; Streptophyta; Magnoliopsida; Fabales; Fabaceae
Source: RefSeq, a predicted model, not a curated record